AUGCCGACAGACGACGACUAUGGCCGAAGAGAACGUCUCCUAUUGCACCAGCAUCCGAUCCCUCAGUACGGGUCCUCGUCAUCUCCGGUUCCAGGAUCGAAUACCGGGACGUCUGGAAACGUCGGGUCCCAGAUCGGUUCCACUAGCUCCUCGGACUGUUACAAGCAACAGCAGCAACAGCAAACGGACCUACGAGCGAGCGCGUCGAACGUCGGCAGCCAAGACCGUUACCAAUCCGAACAGUCCGCUCAAGGGAACGAGCACGUCGAUUAUGGCGGCCGGGAACGAAUGCCCGGCAUCGAGAGGCACGACAAGUCAACGGAGAAGCCGACGAUCGACGAUUUCCCAAAGUCCUGCGCGGAAACGCGCUCGAUACAGCCGGGUUGCGAGCGAUACAGCCAUUAUCAGAGCCAAGACAGGUUCGGCCAGUCCUCUUUGCAAACGCACCACCAGUUCACCAGCGCGGGCAGAGCGAGCGCGGCUGGACAAACGUUGUCUCAGAACGUUCUGGCCGAGCGUUUUCCACGCUUCAACGAGCUCACCGGCCUCCACGGUGAGCAGAGAUUGUCCUUGGCUCCGAGCGAGCGCUUUCAACCGGCUAGCAGCACCGAGCUUCGCUUUCACCACCCACCGAGCGAAUUGGUGUCCAGCGGAAACGAAUACGCCAACACCAACAUCCUGGUGUCGGGCUGCGCGACUAGUCCAUUCUCAUCCGAGACGUUCCCCUCUCCCCCGUCGCCGGCACCCGCGAACGACCGUUUCGUCCCACCACCGCCCCUGUCGCCCAGCCCAAGCGAGAAGUAUGCCUCUACCCAGAGUCUGGCUGGUUAUCCUGCUGCUGAUAGGAUUCUGGCCCCAGGUUCUCCAAGCACCAAAUAUGGCGGGGGCACAGCACCAGCCUCGCCAAUGCCAGCUAAGGACCGAUUCUCUUCGGCGGAACGAUUACUGGCCAAUCAACAGUCGUCGGGUUCUAUGCACGAGCCCGGCAAGGAUCAGCAACGAUACUCUGGAGCCAGCGACCGUCUGCUGUCCGGCUCGUCGCCGGUGUUGGGAAGUCUACAAGCCAGUCUACAAGGCGACAGGAGCGGCAUAUACGCCGCGAGCAAGGAUUCUACCGGAUCGAGAUACGGCGCCAUUUCCACGGACCGAUUGCUCUCCUCGUCACCUAUACACGCCCCAGUGCCAGAGAGGUUCGCCGGCAAGUCGACCGACAGAUAUCUCGGGGAUUCGCCGGUACACGAACGAUACCAUCGGCAGGAAACGACAUCAGCCGUUCACCACGAUCGUUACACGACGAUAUCGUCGAGCACCGAAAGAUUCCUCUCGAAUUCGUCUAAUCCCGAGGCCGCCGGUCAUCAGCGAUACUCGUCGACGGAGAGGUCCUUGCAGGUGUCGGGGAACGGCAACAACGAACAGAGACGAUUGUACACGGAUCGAGGCGUGGAGACGGUCUGUCAGAAAUACACGGAUCGAUCCAGCGGCUCCCCGGCACCUACGGAUUUCAACAGAUACUCCAGCUUCCAGGAGGUCGGCAACGCUCAGUCCAGAUACGUCAGCACCGGGGAUCGUUUCAACGAUCUCGCGAUACAACGCUGCGGUCAAUCGCGGGCAAACGAUAGAUUCUGCGUGUCCACCGAUCGCUAUCUCGCCGGCUCGUCACCGGGACACGACGCGAGACUCGCCAAUACCGACGCGUCCAGGUACGCUGUCUCGGGAUCGUCCACGGAACGGCUGCUCUCCGCGACGUCCUCCUCGUCCUCUUCCUCCACCGACACCGUCGCUCGAUAUCAUUCCUCCUAUACGAAUACCACGGCCAGCCAGUCCGCGACGUCCAACGAUCGUUUCACCUCCAUCUCACCCACUCCCGAAACGGCCAAUGCCAAUCUUCGAACGGGGACAGUCGGAGGAUCGAGCAGCGGCGCGGCGAGUUCCGGCUAUCAGGGUACGACAAAAAGCAGCGCAGUGGACAAGUAUCUCCAGGUGUCAAAGUCCGUGCAGAGCUACGCCAACGAGCGCUACAACGUCGGCAAUCCUGGCGAUCAGUUCGACAGGCUCAGCCAGGAUCGCUACGACAGAUUCUCGAAUCCCGUCACCGCCACCGACCGAUUCGCCGCUUCGUCCGCUGCUUCUGAUCGUUUUCACUCUGCUACCGAUCGAUAUUCUCCGGUUCGCACCGCGGACAAGUACCUAUCGCUGCCGAAGCCUAAGGAUCGAUACACCGGUCGCAUAACGCCGAUCUCCUCCUGCGGUACGUCCGCGGCCGCCACCUCUACCGAUCGAACUUACAGCUCGACCAGCGCCACCGGAAGCUACGUGCCGCCAACCGCGCACACGCCUGUCGAACGAUACGUGCCUCAACCACCUCCGGAGGUUCUCUACCCGGACAGAUAUGUCGACAGAUACGUACCACCCUCAGCACACACGCCUACCGAUCGUUACGUGCCCACCAACGAUCCCGCUGACCCGUACAUGAGACGAGAUCUAGGAUUCCAUCAUCAUUAUCGGCUACCACCGCCAGCCGGCUAUCCGUACCAUCAGUCGCACUUCCGGCUUCGCGGUUUCGCCUACGCGUCACCGGGUCGUCUCGGCGGUAGCCCCGGCUCUAGCAGCUCCAGCAGCUCCGCGUCUAAUCAGAGGGAUGGCUUCUCCAUGUCCCCCUUGCUGCGACCCAAGGUCCGUGCCUCUGCGGUCGAGUUCCCGACCACCACCACCGGUGUCGUCGCACGCCACGUUUGCACCAAUCCGCCAUCCUGCUGCAACGAGGCGUCCGGCAACGGCAGGUCUUGCUGCCAGGCCAUCAGGAGAUCCUUGCCGCCAGGGGCGCUACCGUCGAUACCUACGCAGCCGUCUUGGUGA
This is a messenger RNA of Eufriesea mexicana, 2856 nucleotides long. RefSeq names its product platelet binding protein GspB. NCBI's taxonomy places the organism in Eukaryota, Metazoa, Arthropoda, Insecta, Hymenoptera, Apidae. The record is from RefSeq and is a predicted model, not a curated record. The transcript has a single exon. Bases 1 to 2856 code for a protein of 951 amino acids.